AUGAACGAUCCUUCUCCUGAUCUAAUAGAAGAUGCAAAUAUUCAUCAUCAGUUAAAUGAAAGUCAUCUUUCUUAUAGAGAACUUUUUCGUCAUCUUGAUAAAGAUCAAGACGGUCGAAUUGAGGUUGAUGAACUAAUUGAAUUAUUAGAAAAAGUUGGUGGUGAAACUUCAGAAAAAAAACGUUGGGCUAUUGUUCGUCGUAUUAUGGAUCAGGCUGGUGAAUCACCAACAUCAUCUUCUCUUUCAUUUAAACAAUUUGCUAAUUAUGUUUUAGAACAAGAAAAAAAACUUUGUCUCGUUUUUAGAAAGUUAGAUGCUAGUCAUCAGGGAAAAUUUGACGCAAAAGAUUUAGUAUAUUAUUUUCAAAAACUUGGUAUUAAACUUGAUUUAGGAGAAGCAAAUAGAUUAGUUGGAAAAAUGGAUCAAAAGAAUUCUUUAGAAAUUUCCUAUGACGAAUGGCGUUCUUUUUUCAUGGUUAAUCCUGCUAUACUUGAAAGUGUUACUGGAGAUCCACAUGAAAUGCUAAGAUAUUGGCGUGGAGCAGAGCAUCUCGACUUAGUCGAAGCAUCAUAUGUUGCACCGGAAGAUGGAGAAACUGAAGGUAAACAAUGGUGGAAACAUUUUGCAGCCGGUGGUUGUGCUGGUGCUGUAUCACGAACUGCUACUGCUCCGUUUGAUCGAUUAAAAAUUAUCAUGCAGUAUUUGGGUUCAAGACAACGCAUGUCUGUGAUAAAUGGUUAUCGAUAUUUAAUCAACGAAGGUGGUUUUAGAAGUUUAUGGCGUGGCAAUGGAGUGAAUGUUGUAAAAGUUAUACCUGAAACAGCACUUCGAUUUGCUUUUUUCGAAGAAAUAAAAAAAGUUGUGAAAAAAAUUCAAAAUAAAGAUCUAACAGCUGAAACAACAAUUGGUGAAAGAUUUAUAUCCGGAGCUGCUGCUGGUUUUCUUUCUCAAACUGCUGUCUAUCCAUUAGAUGUCUUAAAAGUACGACUUUGUUUAAGACGAACAGGUGAAUUUUCUAAUUGGGCAGAUGCUAUAAAACGUAUAUACAGAUUCGAAGGUCCACAAGCUUUUUGGCGUGGUUAUGUUCUCAAUCAAAUUGGUAUAGUGCCUUAUGCUGGCUUUGAUUUAGCAUGUUAUGAAAGUCUUAAACGUCUCUACAUAACUACACAUAAUAAUUGUGAACCACCAAUAUAUAUAGUCCUUGGUUGUGGUGCUAUUUCAUCAUUUACUGGUCAAAUGGUAACUUAUCCCAUAUCUUUAUUGAGAAUACGUCGUCAAGGACAAAUUGUUCCACUACCACAUAUGGACCAAAGUAAAGCACAUCCAUUAUUACCUGUUCCAACAGUGAUAAAAGAAAUUUGGCAUAAUGAAGGGCUUGUUGGUUUCUAUCGUGGUCUAAUACUCAAUAUGUUAAAAGUUGUCCCAGCUGUGUCCAUAUCAUAUUUAGUUUAUGAAACGGUUUUAAAAGCUCUUCCAAAUGAAAAAAAAUAA
Rotaria sordida is the source of this 1491-nucleotide messenger RNA. The record is from the annotation of a GenBank genome assembly. Lineage: Eukaryota; Metazoa; Rotifera; Eurotatoria; Philodinida; Philodinidae.